AUGAAGACUACCAUUGCCGUCGAUGUCCUUGAUGUUUCUCAACACGAACUUCAACGCGCAGUGUCCAGACGAAUGGAGAUUCACAAUGACCCGAUCUUCUACGGGGAUCAGGAACGACGCAGACAAUCCGAACGUCGUGGACGUGUGCAUCGAAUGGCUUCAAAAUGGUUAGCUCGAGCCACGGCUAGUGAUGCACCGAACGUGCUUCGUCGUCGUAGACACUCCACUCCCACGCCCAUCUUGGAAGAAGCAAACACUAUGGUGCAGGCAGCCGAGCGCGAGCAAAGCGACGGACAACCUCGAAAAUCAAGAUUCGGUCGAAGAAAGUCUCUACUCAGUCGUGCUCGCUCGUUGAGAGGCGUGAAGAGUUUGUCAGACUUGAAGACGAUUGGUCGUAGGAAGGAACUCAAGGGUCAGCGUGGCUCUUCAUCCGCAGAGAGACAGACUCGGACAGGAGGAAUAAUUGAAUGUGCGGUGGUCAGAAUGAGGAGUGUCAACAGCGCUACGAGUGCGCCUUUGUGA
This is a messenger RNA of Aureobasidium musti, 522 nucleotides long. The record is from the annotation of a GenBank genome assembly. NCBI's taxonomy places the organism in Eukaryota, Fungi, Ascomycota, Dothideomycetes, Dothideales, Saccotheciaceae.